UUGGACGGCCAUCGGACCCGCAACGAAAAUAACCUCAGUUGCGAGCUACGACAUUCCUGCAAUUCGCAAAUCCCCAUCACUCACUCAUCUCACAAUGGCCUCCCGCUUGGCAAGAACUGCUGCCGGGGCUGCCCGCCUCCGACCGGCUCUCUCCCAGCGAUCUGUCCCGGCCAUCGCCUCCAUCAGCGGCCAGCGCCAUGCCUCCAACGUCCCCGAGAAGGUCGACCCCAAGUCCAAGGCCCAGAGCAUCGUCGACUCUCUGCCCGGCAACAACGUCAUCUCCAAGACCGCCAUCCUGUCCUCGGCCGCCGGUCUGUCCGCCUACGCCAUCAGCAACGAGUACUACAUCGUCAACGAGGAGUCCGUCGUCGCUUUCUGUCUGCUGUCCGUCUGGGGCGCUCUGAUCAAGUACGGAGGUCCCAUGUACCGCGAGUGGGCCGAGGCCCAGAACAACAAGAUCAAGGGCAUCUUGAACGCCGCCCGCGCCGACCACACUCAGGCCGUCAAGGACCGCAUCGACAACGUCCAGCAGAUGGGUGGCGUCGUUGAGACCACCAAGGCCCUCUUCGCCGUCUCCAAGGAGACCGCCGAGCUCGAGGCCAAGGCUUACCAGCUCGAGCAGAGCACCGCCCUGGCCGCCGAGGCCAAGGCCGUCCUCGACAGCUGGGUCCGAUACGAGUCCCAGGUCAAGCAGCGCCAGCAGAGGGAGCUGUCUGAGAGCAUCAUCGCCAAGGUCACCAAGGAGCUAGAGAACCCCAAGGUUCUGCAGCAGAUCCUGCAGCAGAGCAUUGCUGAUGUUGAGAGGAUCGUCUCUUCCAAGGCUCAAUAAGCGACUCAUUCUAUACCGCGAACUCGAUAGACGGUGGAAGUAGUGGUUACAGAGAUACUCCCGCGAAGCGAAGCAGAGAACGGGUUUCCCUUUGUCAACCAAACCCGUGUUUAACACCUUGUGCAUUAGUCAA
Molecule: messenger RNA, 962 nt
Organism: Truncatella angustata
Lineage: Eukaryota; Fungi; Ascomycota; Sordariomycetes; Amphisphaeriales; Sporocadaceae
Exons: 3
Coding region: 95-829 (244 amino acids)
Biological process (GO): proton motive force-driven ATP synthesis
Molecular function (GO): proton transmembrane transporter activity
Source: RefSeq, a predicted model, not a curated record